Molecule: messenger RNA, 618 nt
Organism: Darwinula stevensoni
Lineage: Eukaryota; Metazoa; Arthropoda; Ostracoda; Podocopida; Darwinulidae
Source: the annotation of a GenBank genome assembly
AUGAGUUCAGCAUCUAACAAACAAACCAUCGUCAUCACCGGUGCCAGCUCAGGCAUAGGCAAAGCUACCGCCAAGCACUUUCACGCCCAGGGUUGGAACGUGGUCGCCACCAUGCGCAGCCCUGAGAAAGAGACAGAUUUAAAAGAAGAUGCGCGGCUCAAACUCAUGCGUUUGGAUGUGGAGGAUAAACCCAGUAUUGAAGCUGCUGUACAAGCGUCUUUGCGGGCAUUUGGCAAAAUCGAUGUAUGGCUAAACAAUGCAGGAUAUGGUACUACAGGCCCUGUAGAAGCGGGUAGCGACGCAGAAAUUCGCCGCCAAUACGAUGUGAAUUUCUUUGGCGUGAUUGACUGCAUCAAGGCUGUGUUGCCGCACUUCAAGCAAAACAAAAAUGGGAUGUUUAUCAACAUUACCUCUAUAGGUGGUUUGCUGACUUUUCCGCUGUUUGGGGUGUAUAACUCCUCCAAAUUUGCCUUGGAGGGUUUGUCCGAAGGCAUGUGGUACGACUUGCAACCUUUUGGUAUUAAAGUCAAAGUAGUGGAGCCUGGUGCGAUACGCACAGACUUUGCAGGGCGGUCUUUAAACAUAUUUGACUUGAAAGACUUUCCUGAGUAUCAAAGC